Molecule: messenger RNA, 3264 nt
Organism: Entrophospora sp. SA101
Lineage: Eukaryota; Fungi; Glomeromycota; Glomeromycetes; Entrophosporales; Entrophosporaceae
Source: the annotation of a GenBank genome assembly
AUGAAACGUAGUAACGAUAACAGCAAUCAAAGUCAUGAAGAUGCUAAAAAAGCAAGGCAUAAUCCAAAUAAUAGUAGUGGCAACGUUUUUUUAACAAGAGCUGAUUAUUAUCAUAAAGCCGCUCCGUUGAGAUUAAAGCAACCCACAAAUCGACCUUCAAAAAUUUAUCAAAAAUAUUCUACAAAUGUUAUUAGACGAACUGUAUAUCUUGGAAAUUUACCACCAAAUGUAGAAGUUUAUAAACUUAUAAAUCAAAUCAAAGUUGGUCCAUUAGAGUCUGUAAAACUACAUCCUGACAGAAUUUGUGCAUUCAUUUCUUUUAUGAAUGCUACUCUUGCAAAAGCAUUUUAUGAUGAAGCUACGAACAACCAAAUUUUUUAUGAAGGUCAAGAACUUUACGUUGGUUGGGGUAGAUUAUCAGCUGUACCUUUAGGUGUUCAAUUAGCUGUUGAAGAAAACAAUGCUUCACGUAACGUUCUCCUAGAAAAUUUGGAUGAUUCGAUCACUGAAAGGAUUUUACAUAGAGAUUUGGCUGAAUAUGGUUAUAUUGAUACUAUUCAAAUUAUCAGAGAAAAAAAGAUUGGAUUAGUUCAUUUCUGGAAUAUUUCAAGUGCCAUUAGAGCAGUUGAAUCAUUACCAUCAAAAUACGCAUACAAAAAGGUUAAAGUUGAUUAUGCCAAAGACCGGUGUGAAAUAUAUAUGCAAAACACUCUCCUUCAAAGCUUUGGAAAUAAGGCAUCUCAUAAUCCUUAUCUUGAUGUUAUGUCAACAACUCGUAAUCCUUAUCUUAAUGAUGUGACAACAACUCGUAAUCCUUAUCUUAAUAAUGUGUCAAUUCAUGAUCAUAAUCUUAAUGCUAUGUCAUCAAUUCAUAAUCAUAAUCUUAAUGCAUGCACUUUAUUUCACAAAAGAUAUCAUCCCAAUGAAAAUCAACACGCAUUAUCUGAAGAAACUAUGGCAAAUGUCACUAGCAAUGUUGGAAACCGAAGUGUUUAUCUUGGAAAUAUUCACCCCUCAACUAGGUCUGAAGAAAUUUGUAAUUAUAUUCGUGCCGGUAAUCUUGAAUGUAUUCAAUACAUCCCGAAAAAACAAGUCGCAUUUGUCAGAUUCGUUGAUCCAAACAGUGCAGCGAGCUUUUUGUUUAUGGCACAAAAUUUAGGCUUGGUAAUCAAAAAUAGAAAACUUAAAGCUGCUUGGGGGGACAAUCCAGGACCAUUGCCUAAAGAUAUAGAGCAUGAAGUGAAUAACAGGCAUGCUUCUCGUAAUAUUUAUAUUGGAAAACUUGGUGAAGGAAUGACCGAAGAAAAACUAUAUAAUGACUUUAAAAAGUACGGCGAAAUAGAAUCAACCAAUCUUGUCAAAGAAAAAUCAUGUGGAUUUGUCAACUUUAUGUCUAUUAUUUGGGUUGCUGCAAAUAGUGAAAAUAAUGAUGCAGCCUUUUGGUCUAAGGUAUCUCAACUUGGUUUAAUUCAUUUUUUCAGUUUAUUAUCAGAAAGUUCCAGAGAAUAUGAAAUUUUUAAAAAAACAUUUUCUGGUCUUUCAAUACAAAGAAUAAGACAAAUUCGCAAAACAGAUUCUAGUGCAGUUACCAACCCUGAUUUGAUAUUAGACAAUUUUAUGAAGUUUGCAGAACUUGUCAAAAAACUUGUAUAUUCUGAGGAUCUUAACUAUAUAACUGGAUCAACCUUGCCACAUGAUGAAACAACAAUUUCUUCAAUUGAUGAUAUACAUCCAAAAAUAAAUUAUAUUUUACAAAAUGAUGCAGUUGCUACACAAGUUCGUGCUAUUGCAUUAAAGGUUAGUGAUGAAUCUGCUGAUCAAAUUUCAAAUUUGUUACGUGAAGUAAUUGAAUUAGCAAAUGUUGCAAAUUUAAAUAUAUUAAGUUUUGGAUCAGAUGGAGCUAGAUCUGAAUUCAAUGCACAAUCAAUCAUUAUGAAUGAAGCAUCUGAGUCCAAGACCCCAAACAUGCCAAAAAAAACUGCAAGAAACCAAAUACAUACUGGUGCAAGACUUUUAUCACUUGGAAUAAGCACAAUGCAUUAUGAUCAGCUUUUUGAAUUGGCACAUCGAUCACAACAUUUCAUUUUAAAACGUGAUGUUUUGAAUGUAGACAAACAAGAUGAUAAUGCAGCCUUACGCACCUUUCAUUCAAAUAAUUUAAUGCAAAUUCCAGUUAAUGGCAACUUAACUGAAGAAUCUAUUGGACUUUUUGUAUAUCUUUUUGUGUUAGGUGAAUUAUGUGAUGCUUAUCUAAAUAGAACUAUUGAUCACAAAACACGUAUUGAAAUGGUAUUGCGUGCUUAUUUUUUUCUAAAUACAUGGAAGAAUUAUGUUGAAUGUUGUAGCAUUCAUUAUUCAAAGAAAUGGUAUAGUUUACAGAAAAGCUUUAUCUCAAUCCAAAGUUAUGAUAUUUUUAUUAGCAUGGCAGAGUCUUUAAUUAUGCUUAUUAUUGCACAUCGUGAAUAUUACUCUCUGUUUCCCUUGUUUCCAUGGGAACAUGGAACUGAGGGAUUGGAACAUAUUUUUGGAAUUUCUAGAAGAAUACUUCCUGAUUUUAAUUUUAAUGAGUUUUUUAAAAUACAACAAAGGGUUUCAUAUCGUGAUAAAAUUGCUCGAGCAGGAAUAAUAGAUACCAGUAAAGAUCAUAAUUCAGCAGCAGGCUAUGUUUUUGACAUAGAUGGCACUUCAUUACCUCAUGAAACAAUUGAAAUACUUCGCACUUGGCCUACCACUGAUGAUAUCAAAGAAUCUACUGUAAUUGCAUUUAAUGAAGCCAUGUCCUUAGCAAACUACCUUCAUAUAAAGCAUAAUGAAUACACAAUCCCACCAAUUAUUACAUCCACAGAAAAUAUGAAUAAUGCUUUUUCAGAAGAUAAUGGAGAUCAAUAUUGUGAAAUAAAUGACUCUUCCAAUGAAUUAAAUUUAGAAUCUAUAUCACUAACUGGUAAUGCAGCUUUGGAAGUAGCUUGCUUAUUAUCAAACUUCCCUGAUAUUCAAUACAUUCAGAAUUCUCAAGUUGUUCCUGUUGCAUUUCAACCAUUUCAAUUAUUCAUUGCAAAUAAUGUUUUAGAUAUUACAGCUAUUUUAGAAAUUCGUAAAAGUCAUGAUGCAUUUUCUCAUAAUCUUCAAUCUAAUUUUACUAAUUCACAACAAAUAAUAAAUACAAAUAAUAGUGCUACAAAUGGGAACACUUUUAAUAGAAUUAUUACAGAAAUAGCAGCAAACAAUGUUAAUGAAGUUCAAAGAAGACAACGUCGGGAUUGA